Didymodactylos carnosus is the source of this 438-nucleotide messenger RNA. The record is from the annotation of a GenBank genome assembly. Lineage: Eukaryota; Metazoa; Rotifera; Eurotatoria; Philodinida; Philodinidae.
AUGCUUUUUUCAAAUCUUCAAAAUGAUCGUAGUCUACCAAUGAGUUUAGAAUUUAUUCGUAUUCGAAGUUACGUGAAUGAUACAUCAACAUUUGAGAAAUCUGACAAAUUGGAAAUAAGUGGUUUGAGUGAUUUAACACAAUUAAAACAGAAACAUUUGCUUAUCAUAGAAGAUAUCAUUGAUACUGGAGCGACGAUGAUCUCAUUGAAAAGAGAACUAGAACAGUAUCAUCCAAAAAGUAUUCGCAUUGUAUCAUUAUUUACGAAAAGACGACCAGAUAAAAAAUGUUUACUUAAACCUGAUUAUGUUGGAUUUGAAGUGCCUGAUCAUUUUAUUGUUGGUUAUGCACUAGAUUAUAAUGAAUAUUUUCGCGAUCUCGAACAUAUCUGUAUUAUGAAAGAAUCAGGGAUUGAAAAAUAUAGAAUAAUUGAAGAAUAG